This is a messenger RNA of Epithele typhae, 1677 nucleotides long. RefSeq lists its product as uncharacterized. Lineage: Eukaryota; Fungi; Basidiomycota; Agaricomycetes; Polyporales; Epitheliaceae. Gene Ontology annotation, molecular function: protein binding. The coding region runs from base 1 to 1677 and encodes 558 amino acids. The transcript has 8 exons. The record is from RefSeq and is a predicted model, not a curated record.
AUGCUCCCCACCGAGGUGAUCGAGCGCAUCCUUAUGUUGUGCGGAGAUCCACGGAACGUCGCCGCGUUCGCGCGUACAAGCAGACUCGCACACAGGCUCGUGUACGAAGCGGACGACCAGUAUCUCUGGCGCGAGCUCUACUUCGGACGACCAUUCGACGACCUUCGCCGCGCCGCGCCAGUACCCAAGGAACGGCGUGCUCUCCUGCCACCAGACGCGGAGCCCGCCUGUCUCCGCCUCCUCUGGCCUUACCUCCGCGCCCCGCACAUCCCGUGGAAGACGGAGCUGCAGCGGCGCACGCAGGCGGAGCUCAUCGCGGCGUCCGGCACAACGGAUGCCGCGGUGCUCCAGCUCGUGUACGAGGCCUUCGUCGCUGCCAUCGAGACCGCGAGCCCCGCGACCGCGCCAACUGAGAACCUUCCCAGUACCGCCCCGCGGCAGGGCCAGCACCCUCCAGGGCUCGCCGCGGGCGAUCGGCUCCCACGGUCCGAGAACCUCCGCUGGCUGGACCGCAUCGUCCGCAAGACGCGCAUCCUCGACGUCGCGCCGAUCUGGACCGUGCUCGAGCCCGAGCCCGAGACCCCGCCGCCAGAGGACCCGCUCCCGCGCUCGUGCCACCCGCUGCUGGACGAGGACGAGGACGCGGACGACCCGGGCUCGUUCCCCGAGCACGAGGAGGACGACGCCCGGGGCAAGCGCCCGGUGCGCAUGCGCGAGCGCGUCGUCGACGGCACCGACCUGCGCUUCGUGCCCGAGCGCGAGCAGCGCGCGUUCCAGCUGCGGUGCCGGCUGCGCGCCGCGCUCGCGCUCUCGCACGAGUCCUCGUUCGACGCGGACGCGCGCGCGCGCAUGGCCGCGCUCCGGCGCGUCUCCCGCGCGUUCGUGUACGACAUGCGCCGCUACCAGCCGCGCACGCUCUGGGGGCCGUACCGCGUCUGGGACGCGGACGGGCGCACGGUGCUCGCCGACUGGGAGCACGUCGAGCACAUCGUCAAUGUCGUCGGCCUCAAGCUGCGCGAGAUCCAGCUCGCGAGCCUCGGCUUCUACAAGCGCCCGCUCUUCAGCGUCGAGGCCCUCCGCGCGUACUCGGCCGUCAGCGCGCACUCGUGCCCGGAGGGAGACUGGGCGGGCGUGACGGGCAAGUGGCGGCGGUUCGUGUGCUUCAUGGACUACCGGCAACUUGCCCACCAGUACAGCCUGCUUCCGCCAGGCCCGCACGACCCCUCCUUCUUCGACGAGCCGUUCGACGAGGCGCUCCGGCCGGUCGAGCUCAACCUCGCGCUCAUCUCCAAGGACGAGUACUUCAGCAAGACGCGCGAGGUCCCCGUCGACCCCUCGCGUGCGGGGCCGGAGCACCCCACGGGGCCGAUCGCGGACGCGGAGGACCCGGCGUUCCCGACGCUCUAUUUCGCCGGGCAGUCGCACGGGGUGGCGAGCGUGCGCGGCAAGGUCAGCACGCUCGCCGACGGGGCGAUCAGGUGGCAGUUUGUGACGUCUUACGACGGGAGGAUGCAGUGGAGCGCUGAGGGCAUUCAGCUUGGCAACGUCUGCAGCGCAGCCGGGGUGGCUGGGAUCUGGACGGGAGCAUUCCACGACCGAGAGGAUCCAGCCGGUCCCUUCUGGAUGUCGAAGGUCGGCGACGACCUUCCUACCGGUAUUCUCAACUCCUUGCACUAG